Molecule: messenger RNA, 2147 nt
Organism: Quercus lobata
Lineage: Eukaryota; Viridiplantae; Streptophyta; Magnoliopsida; Fagales; Fagaceae
Gene: PSS1
Product: phosphatidyl serine synthase family protein
Exons: 13
Coding region: 475-1755 (426 amino acids)
Biological process (GO): phosphatidylserine biosynthetic process
Molecular function (GO): L-serine-phosphatidylethanolamine phosphatidyltransferase activity
Source: RefSeq, a predicted model, not a curated record
ACACACACACACACACACACACACAAACACACCUCUUCAAAUCUAUCUUUGACCGUCGUACUCUCUCUCUUUUCUCUCAGCUAUUAAUUUCUUCAUCAUCAAAUAUCCAGACUGCCUUUUCGCCGCUGCUACUGUUCGCACAGUCUCUCUCUUUCUCUCUGUCUCUGUCUCUGUCUCUGUCUCUCUCUAUUUCUCUUGCUCACAACUCACAAACUCUCUCUCAUUUGCUCUCUCUCUCUCUCACUCACUUUUUUUUUUUUUUAAUCUUAUUCUUCACAUUCACUCACUCAUUCUAAAUAUAAAGGUUUCUAUCGUCUUCUUCUAUCUUCGAAUUCGUUUUUCGAAGAGUUCUUGACAAAACUCUCUCUGAUCCGACGGCCGCGAUCGCCUCUCCUCUCCAAUCGUACGCCUAGGGCUCCCUCUUCUUCUCUCUCUCAACGCAAUAAACAAGUUACAUCCCUUGAAAAUAAGGUUAUGGAGCCUAAUGGGCAGAGGAGAGUGAGAAAAAAGGACCAUAUUGCAGAAGAAAAUGGUCAUGUCAGUCUAAUGAGUGUUGGUGAAGAACUUGAUCCAUGGACUGCAUGGGCAUACAGGCCUCGUACCGUUUCCUUGCUACUUAUUGGUGCCUGUUUUCUUAUCUGGGUAAGUGGAGCCCUUGAUCCUGAUAGUGGUGCCUCUGGUGAUGUUGUUACAUCUGUUAAAAGGGGUGUAUGGGCUAUGAUUGCAGUUUUUCUUGCCUAUUGCUUGCUGCAAGCCCCAUCUACGAUUCUUAUUCGGCCACAUCCUGCAAUUUGGCGCCUAGUACAUGGAAUGGCUGUUGUGUACCUUGUUGCCCUCACUUUUUUGCUUUUUCAGAAGCGUGAUGAUGCUCGGCAAUUUAUGAAGUUUCUCCAUCCUGAUCUUGGCAUUGAACUUCCAGAAAGAUCAUAUGGUGCUGAUUGCCGCAUAUAUGUACCUGAGAAUCCCACAAACAGGUUUAAGAAUGUUUAUGAAACACUUUUUGAUGAAUUUGUGCUAGCACAUAUUAUUGGAUGGUGGGGUAAGGCUAUAUUGAUCCGCAACCAGCCCCUUCUAUGGGUGCUAUCAAUAGGAUUUGAGAUGAUGGAGUUUACAUUUCGCCACAUGUUACCAAAUUUCAAUGAGUGCUGGUGGGACAGUAUGAUUCUUGACAUUUUGAUCUGCAAUUGGUUUGGUAUCUGGGCAGGGAUGAAUACUGUCAGGCACUUUGAUGGAAAAACAUACAAGUGGGUUGGUCUAAGUCGUCAGCCUAAUAUUAUUGGAAAAGUGAAACGAACAUUGGGACAGUUUACACCAGCUCAGUGGGACAAAGAUGAGUGGCACCCCCUGCUUGGUCCAUGGCGUUUCAUUCAAGUUCUCACCCUUUGCAUCAUAUUUUUGACAGUAGAGUUGAACACUUUCUUUUUGAAGUUUUGUCUUUGGGUUCCUCCACGGAACCCUGUGAUUGUGUAUAGGCUGAUCUUGUGGUGGCUAAUUGCAAUACCAACAAUUCGUGAGUACAACUCAUACCUUCAAGACCGAAAUAAGGUGAAAAAGGUUGGAGCAUUUUGUUGGCUUUCACUUGCUAUCUGCAUUGUUGAGCUUCUCAUCUGCAUCAAGUUUGGUCAUGGAUUAUAUCCUAAACCAAUGCCUUUUUGGCUGGUAAUGUUCUGGUCAUCUGUUGGAGGGGGCCUUUUAAUAUUCCUCAUCUUUUGGUCGUGGCAACUGCAUCGAAGUUUAGGUAGAAAGAGGCAGUAAUUUUGCUGUUGCGCUACAUGAUUCUUUGAUUCCUUUUCCUGAGGGUAUCCAGCCAGUGCUGCUGUAAAUGCUCUACACCUUUAUAAAUUGUAAAUGCUUAUUCCAAUAGGGUAGUGGAUCACAGUCUCUGGAGCACAGAUUAUUUAUUCUUACAUGAUAGGUAGUAGGAAAUGGUUCCAACGUAGGGCUAAUGAGUUUACUGUUUUGCUGUAAUUUAACUGGCAUACUUUAUUUUAUUUUUACCUUCACUUGUUGAGCCAUAUUGGACAUUCCAAUUUUUCGUGUUGUAGUCUCCAGUUUUUGAUGUAAUUUGACUUAAAUCUAGUUUAUGGAGAGCUUUUCGACAAAUGCAAUUGACUAAUGUAGCUCAAAAUUGAGCACAUAAUUUUAGU